Messenger RNA from Sesamum indicum (sesame), 984 nucleotides. RefSeq names its product Peptidase S24/S26A/S26B/S26C family protein. Gene Ontology annotation, cellular component: mitochondrial inner membrane peptidase complex; membrane. The record is from RefSeq and is a predicted model, not a curated record. Gene Ontology annotation, molecular function: serine-type endopeptidase activity. Lineage: Eukaryota; Viridiplantae; Streptophyta; Magnoliopsida; Lamiales; Pedaliaceae.
AUAAAAAUUACAGCCGCCUUACCCAGACCAGAGUAUUUGAGAGCGGGCGCCACAAAUGGGAGCGGCCUUGAGAGGAUGAGAGCUGCAAAACUGCUGCAAUAUGCUUUUCGCCAAUGGAAACCCGCUGCCAAAGAAGUUCUGGGUCACUCCAUUCUCCUCGCUCAAUUCUUUUCCCUUUUGCACCUCACCGAAACCUACAUCUGCUCCCCGACCCUAGUUUAUGGGCCGAGCAUGCUACCCACGUUGAAUUUGACCGGCGACGUUUUGCUGGUUGAUAAGCUGUCGUUGUUGCUGGGGAAGGUGGGGCCAGGCGACGUCGUUUUGGUGCGGUCCCCGCAGAACCCCAGGAAGUGCAUAACGAAGCGCAUUGUGGGCGUGGAGGGCGAUACCGUCACCUUCUUGGUGGAUCCCGCUCGCAGCGACCGCUCUCAUUCGUUAGUGGUUCCAAAGGGCCACGUGUGGAUUCAGGGGGAUAAUAUAUAUGCAUCAAAAGAUUCACGGCAGCUUGGCCCAAUUCCUUAUGGGCUGAUUCUUGGCAAAGUCUUUUAUAGAGUGUGGCCUCCCGAAGACUUUGGCCCAUUGGGACAAUGAGAAAUUUGAGAAACAUAAUUGUAAUUAGAGAGUUGUCUAUGCUUCUUGCUACAAAUCUUAGAUGAUAAAUGAAUGCCUCGCAUGACUGCCCGUGGAUAAUCCAAACGCUUACGUGAAGGACAUCAACCCAAACGAAAUGCAGCUGUUGGGCGUUCCAUCUCACUGGAUGAUAUCAUCUAUCAACAACUUUCCAAAUUUGAAUUUUCUGUUCGUGUAAACAGAGAGAGGGGUGGGGUGGAAACUGUAUUUUAUGCUUUUUACAUUAUCUCUCUAUCUAAUGAUCGUUCCAUCUACCUUAACUGAUGUGCUGCAUUGAGUGUGGUUUUAGCUAAGAACUCAACUGCAUCAUCAUCAUAUUUUUAUAUAUUUGUAUUAUUAUUAUUAGUAUUUAGU